Molecule: messenger RNA, 1044 nt
Organism: Panonychus citri (citrus red mite)
Lineage: Eukaryota; Metazoa; Arthropoda; Arachnida; Trombidiformes; Tetranychidae
Product: phosphatidylinositol 3-kinase regulatory subunit alpha-like
Exons: 1
Coding region: 106-819 (237 amino acids)
Biological process (GO): insulin receptor signaling pathway; phosphatidylinositol phosphate biosynthetic process
Cellular component (GO): phosphatidylinositol 3-kinase complex
Molecular function (GO): 1-phosphatidylinositol-3-kinase regulator activity
Source: RefSeq, a predicted model, not a curated record
AAUUUAAUUUAAUUUUCUUACCUCAUUUAUGUUUGUUUCUUGUUAAUUGUGUGUUAGCAUUUUACUUUUUGUUAGUCAAUUAAAUCAACCUGUGAAUAAUCAAUCAUGGAUUCCUAUCAAGAUUUGUAUCACUUUUGUCAAUCGUUGAAAGCGAUCAAUGAGACAAUCGCUAUUCUUGAAGCUCAUAUUAAAUUAAAUGAAACUCUUAAGGCUGAAUCGUUACCUCACGAAGUGGAGCCAAUGGAUAAUCAUCAUCAUAUUUUAAUCAAUCUUCGUGAUCAGAUGAUAAAUAAACGACAAGAUAUUGAAUUUAAAUUGAAAACACCUGUAAUAUCGUCGCCAACAACAUCAGUACCAUUAACCACAACUUCAACAACCACAACAACAACAACGACGACGAUAAACUCAACAGAUUCCUGUAGUUACGCGGUUAUUGACACCACGAAAGGAAGUACAUCCAACCAUGGGGAUGAACAUUUACCCCAUGAAAAUGAGAGUAAAUGGUUAGUGGAAGAUUGUGAUCGAGCUGAAGCUGAGAAAUUGUUAUACAAAAAGCCAAGUGGAACCUUUCUCAUCAGAAAAAGUCGAAAUGGACAAUUUGCUUUAUCGAUUAUGGUUGAUAGUAAAAUCUGUCAUUGUUUAAUUAACAAAACGCCUCAAGGAUUCGGUUUCGCUGCUCCUUAUUACACUCAUCCCACCCUCAAGAGUCUCGUCCUUCAUUAUCGUCAAACCUCAUUGCAAGAACACAAUGAGAUGCUUCAUACAACAUUAGCAUUUCCCGUUUUCUCUGAUUCUUCCGAUAACAUUAUAUUAGAAUAACAAUUUACACAUUCAAAGAGAAACAUUUAUUAUCUUUACACAGGAAAAACAAUUUAUUUAAAUCAAUGGAAAUGAAAGGCAACAAGUUUUAAUUUCUUGUUCUUUUCACAUUUUCAAUCAACAGAAAAAAGCAAAAAGAAAAAAAAACAGAAAAAGCAAAUUAAGAAAAGAAUCAACGUUUUUGUAUAUCAAUCAUUGAAUAAACUUGAUGAAAAGAAUUAAUAA